AUGAGUGACAACAGAAGAUCAUCUUCUGAGUAUUCUAAAUCAGGUACACGUAGAGAAAGCUCUGCGAUUGUACAGACAAAAUUCACCAAAGAAGAAAACUCCAGAGCACGUGGAAAAGUAUACUCAAUGAUUCUUUCUGACCCAUAUGCUAUUGCUGGCUUAUUGCCAACCCUUAUUUCCGGUGCUUUCCCAAUUAUUACUUUCUAUUUCCUUGGUAAUAUCAUUACAUUCAUGGGAGAAUAUACAAUGGGCUAUUCUGGAGAUCCAUUACAUAAGAUCUCAUUACAAUUAGCAUGGUUUUCUAUUGUAAUUUUCGUUGUUGCCGUAUUAAGAGCAAUAUCUUCAAUGUUUUGGAUCAGAGUUGGUGCAAGAGUAUCUACAAAGAUCAGAUCAGAAGUGUUCAGACAUAUAAUGACUUAUGAUGUCAAAUUUUACGAUACUCAUCCAAUUGGUGCUCUUCUUACAGUUCUUGGCGAAGAUACAUCAAUCAUUCAAGAAUGCUUUGGUACAACAAAGUGUCUUCAGAUCCAAUUGUUCGGUCAAUUCUUCAUUGGCUUAGUUUGA
This is a messenger RNA of Trichomonas vaginalis G3, 564 nucleotides long. RefSeq names its product ATPase activity, coupled to transmembrane movement of substances. Gene Ontology annotation, cellular component: membrane. The transcript has a single exon. The record is from RefSeq and is a predicted model, not a curated record. Gene Ontology annotation, biological process: transmembrane transport. The coding region runs from base 1 to 564 and encodes 187 amino acids. Gene Ontology annotation, molecular function: ATP binding; ABC-type oligopeptide transporter activity. Lineage: Eukaryota; Parabasalia; Trichomonadida; Trichomonadidae.